AUGGACGCCGCCGACCUCAAGCUGGAUGAGGGCAUCAUCCUGGAAGGCGAGGCGCUGGGCCGCAUGUUCAAGCGCGGGUUCCAGGACGCGGUGCACGCCGCGGAGAAGAAGGUGGUACAAGCGCUGGGCGCCCUCCGGCUGCCGGAGGACUUCGCUUGGCAAAUGGUUGGCAAGCGUAUCAAGAAGAUCCUCGAGACGCGCUUCUACAACCGUGUCUUUCUGGACAAAGAGGCGUGCGUGUCAUCCAUGGGGCGGGAGCGGCUUGCAAAGGUCAUCGUGCAUCCAGUGGACCCGCCGCGCGUCGUCUGGAACCUGGGGCUAUUAGCAGACAGGGGCACGUCCCGAAGCGAGAUGGACACGCUCGCGGAACAGGCGCUGGGC
This is a messenger RNA of Prorocentrum cordatum, 381 nucleotides long. The record is from the annotation of a GenBank genome assembly. Lineage: Eukaryota; Dinophyceae; Prorocentrales; Prorocentraceae.